Messenger RNA from Trichobilharzia szidati, 714 nucleotides. NCBI's taxonomy places the organism in Eukaryota, Metazoa, Platyhelminthes, Trematoda, Strigeidida, Schistosomatidae. The record is from the annotation of a GenBank genome assembly.
AUGGGCUCGCAGUCUGAAGAUGAAGAGGACUCACAAGAUGCCUUGCCUUUCGAUGUUGAUGAAGUGAUGGCGGCGAAGCGUGACAAUCCAGGUAUGUUUGUUAGUGCCUGGCAAGCGGAUGAAAAUGAUAUUGACCAGUGGACUGAAGCUCAGAUAAAAGCUGAUCCAACUAAACAGUUCAUUGUUGCAGCGGAAAAAAAUGAUAUUCCUACAAUUUUCAGUUUAAUUGAAUCAACUAAACGAAAAGGUUUAAAAAGUGAAGCUAAAUUAAAAGAAUUACUAUCAGCCAAAGAUCAAGAUGGUUAUACAGCUUUGCAUCGUGCAGCAUACGCUGGAAGUGUUGAUGUCUUGAGGUGUCUUAUAAAACAUGGCGCAAAUGUGAACAAUCGAACAGAAGAUGGAUGGACACCGUUGCAUAGUGCUGCCUUUUGGAAUCAACUGGCUAGUGUACAGUUACUUCUCGAAGCUGGUGCAGAUCAAAAUGCUCUUACUAACAGUAAACAAACUCCUCUGCAUUUAGCUGUUACAAAUAAUCAAGGCCCAGAAACAUUGUAUCUAUUAAUGGCUCAACCAGGAGCACCAGUCUACGGUGUACGUAAUAAGUUGGGUGAUGAAGUUGCAGAUAUUAUCAAGAAGAAUUCACCCUAUGGAGAUGUAUGCUAUGCAUUCAGUGAACCAGCGACUAAUUUAACAAAAAAGACCAUUAAACGAUGA